Messenger RNA from Sitodiplosis mosellana (orange wheat blossom midge), 1064 nucleotides. Its product is annotated as mitochondrial inner membrane protease ATP23 homolog. The transcript has 3 exons. Lineage: Eukaryota; Metazoa; Arthropoda; Insecta; Diptera; Cecidomyiidae. Gene Ontology annotation, biological process: mitochondrial protein processing; mitochondrial proton-transporting ATP synthase complex assembly. The record is from RefSeq and is a predicted model, not a curated record. Gene Ontology annotation, cellular component: extrinsic component of mitochondrial inner membrane. Bases 105 to 953 code for a protein of 282 amino acids. Gene Ontology annotation, molecular function: metalloendopeptidase activity.
AUUAAAACAUAACCUCAAUCACUUGAAGUGUUCCGUUCAAAUAAUUGAUUCUCGUAGGUAACAAUAAGAUUUUCUUUUGUGAAUUAUUUUAAAUAAAAAGCAGAAUGACAUCGGCUGCAAAUAGUGAACCACCUCAAGAGCAGGGCCAAAAAAUCGAGAACAAAAUGAAGCCCAACGAACAAGAAGACAACCAAAGUUCAGACUGGGCGGAAAGGAUUGCGAAAACAGACUUCUUCAAUACCAACUCUGAGAAGAAAGAAUCGAAAUGGGGUUAUGACUUAUAUCCAGAGCGAAAAAAACUCUUUCAAUCGUCGAUUUCUAAAAUUUUAAAAAUGGAAGAAGGUCGUGAACAAUUUGAUAAAAUGAAGUGUGAAGAAAACGUGUUCAAGUGCGUGAAAUCGAGUCCAUUAGUAAAAACCAUGAUGGGCGCACUGAAAUCGGCUGGAUGUCCUAUAGAUUUGAGACGACACAUUUCCUGUGAAAUUUGCGAUGAAUCCGUAACGGGAGGCUACGAUCCUGAACUCAAUCAGAUCGUUAUAUGCCAAAAUACGUCGAAAAGCCGUGGAUUUGUUCAAGGAGUUUUGACACAUGAAAUGAUUCAUAUGUUUGACUAUUGCACAAAUAAUUUGGAUUUUAAAAAUAUUGAACAUCUAGCCUGUACCGAAAUUCGUGCCGCAAAUAUGGCCCAUUGCUCAUUCUUGGGUGCAUACGUUCAAAACGAUGCUGAUAUGUUCAAUAUCAGGAAAAGACAUCAGGAUUGCGUCAAAACAAAAGCAUUGUAUUCAGUGUUAGCUGUCCGAAGAAAUAUUUCGAAAGCAGAAGCAAUUCGAGUAGUAGAGAAAGUGUUUCCAAAGUGCUAUGCAGAUUUGGAACCGAUAGGCCGACGCUGCCGAAGAGGUUCAGCUGAUCCAGAACGUGCGUUCGCCGAAUCUAAAUAUUAUGGCUAUCAUUAAAUUCAAAAUGCAUUUGGUGGCCGUUAUUUUUUUAUUGACAUUUGUAUAUCAUUGUUAAAUAAUAUUAUGUGCACCAAGUGAUUUAGCUAAUAAAUUAGUAAAUUUCAGGAA